Molecule: messenger RNA, 1639 nt
Organism: Zychaea mexicana
Lineage: Eukaryota; Fungi; Mucoromycota; Mucoromycetes; Mucorales; Lichtheimiaceae
Product: P-loop containing nucleoside triphosphate hydrolase protein
Exons: 4
Coding region: 60-1184 (374 amino acids)
Biological process (GO): resolution of mitotic recombination intermediates; t-circle formation; double-strand break repair via synthesis-dependent strand annealing
Cellular component (GO): replication fork; Rad51C-XRCC3 complex
Molecular function (GO): ATP hydrolysis activity; ATP binding; ATP-dependent DNA damage sensor activity
Source: RefSeq, a predicted model, not a curated record
UUUUACUACACUUCCUUCUUUGACGCGUUAUACUGACAACAAACAAGGAGAGUCAGGAAAUGGAAAAAGUCGCGAAACGCUUAGGAGUAUACUCCAAACUGGAGAAAGUGGGACUUGAAUCGCCAAACGAUGUGUUAAUGAAAACAGUCGGUGAUCUACAAAGAAUUUUAAAUACUGGUGAAGCCGAGAUCCUCGAACUGUUUCAAGCUGCUGCAGCCGAAGUAUAUCCUUGGAGGGAGCGACGCGAACUAGUAGUGCUCUCAACUGCCAACACCAAUAAUAGUCAUAUAACCGAGACCAUUACCACGGGCGAUCAAGUUAUUGAUCGCAUACUUGGAAGCGGGCUUCCCUUGGGUUCUGUAACUGAAGUUGUUGGAGAGAGCUCGUCAGGAAAAACACAACUAUGCCUUCAGCUCUGUUUAUCCGCACAAAAGCCUGACGCUUCUAUACACGGAGCUUCAGUCUAUCUCCACAGCGAAGGCCAUUUUCCGGCCGUUCGACUGAGUCAAAUAGCACAAGCAUAUGGUCAACAGUACAACCUCAAUCCCGACAUAAUGAAACGCUCCAUUCACACCAUGCAUCUUCCUGACCGAGAAACACAAUAUCGUGUGUUAAGCUACCAGCUACCUGUAUUACUAUCACGACACAAGAAUAUCAAGCUUGUGGUAAUCGAUUCAAUCAGCGCACCUUAUCGUGGCGACAAUAGCAGCGGCGGAGAAAGAUUCGAACGCAUGAAUGAAAUUUGCGAGGUUGGAUCGAGGUUAAAACGGAUAGCACACGAGUAUAAGAUUGCGGUGGUCGUAAUCAACCAAGUCUCUGAUACGUUUGUGGCUGCGACCAAUCACAACAACAACAACAACAAUAGUAACAAUAGUAACAGCAGCAGCAGCAAUGCCAAUAGCAAUGAUCCACACGAGGAGCUUUUGGCACUUUGGAUGGACUUCAAAUUGGAAGGGUUCAAGAGAUCGCCAAUCAAUAUGUUUUGGCCAUCGCUGACCAAAAAACCAGUACUGGGCAAGUCGUGGGCAACGUCAGUGACUACACGAAUUCGGCUGGCACGAUCCAUUAUGACAGAUAUUGCACCGACACGUAGAGCAUUGUUUGUUGAAUUUUCACCUUUAGCCUCUCGAUCUGGUUGUGAAAUUGUUAUUGACGACGGCGGUGUACGAUCAAGACUGUCGUAGCACAUAUGUACAUUAUAUUUCACAUGACUAGGAUACAUCCGAGGCAUGAGCGAGCUACUAUCACAUUCUGUAUAUGGAUCUGAAGCUCUUAAGCUCGUCAUAACAGCGUGCAUAAUUUGUACAGUUGGCCCUUUUUAAUAUACCAAAAAAAUCGACCAAUUCCUGAAAUAAAUGUCCAGUUGUUCAGGGAAUUCAUGAUAAAGGGCACUCUGCAUCUAAGUCAGGUUGCCUCACCGUCUGUAGAAUUACAUAAUCAGUCCCAUUCAUAUGUACUGGCGAUACAAUUACUUAUUAGACCGUACACACAUACACCUUCGGAGAGGAAGCAAUUGAUGAUACCUGGUAUUUUGAAAUUGUCAUUUCUUGACCUCACUUUCUCUUUGUAUGUACAAACGUGGAGCUCAGGGUUCGCAUCCUGUAACAUACGUAUGUUUAACAUAAGCUCAAACAAUAUC